ACCAUACAAAACACAUAAUCAAGGAAGAGCGACAACAAGAUCAAACAAGUCAGACAUUGCAGCAGAAAAAGUCACAACAAAAGCAGUACAGAUGCAAAAACCGACUACAAGAAAAAGUAACCAACAGUCUUACAAGCGAUUUUGCAAGCCUUCAGCAUGCACACGAUUUAGGUCACAAGCGCAGCAAACGCAUGCACGCUAAGACAGCGUUACAUUCUGCGACCUCAGUCGAAGUCAUGCACGCGAAACAAAUUUUAGUUAGCAAUAAAAAUUUAACGAUUGCCAAGAAGCAUAAAAAGUGGUAUACGACCUCUGCAACUACAAUAUUAUCGAAUGUGGAUACUGAGCUGAAAAACAAAAUCAUGGUAUUACAAACCAAUACGAAAAAUGACCAUGGUUGUGGUGGUCAACAUAGGACUUGCUUACCAACUAUGAAUUUGAUACCCGAAUUCGGUGACGGUAGGAACAGUAGUUUGAUGUGUAAAUUCACAUAUAGGGAUCACAGCAGCGGUACCGUUUCAGAUAAUAUUUUAAAAAAAAAUCAAGAUUUAGUUAUUGAAAGUCAGAAGAAUAAGCAGUUAAGUUUCAAAAAUAGCAAGUUCUUACGGUAUCCCCUGAUUAAUUACCUCAAACCGAACACAAUAAAUACGACCCAGAGCCACAUCAUUGAUCAUGCUUCUGACGUUCGGCACAAAACGCAAUUCGUGCCAACUGACGUGGCAAAAUACCAAACUAAUACCAAUAAUAUGGGGCAGUUUUCUUUGGCGUCUGGCGACUCUAACUGUAGUCUUAGGAAACAGCUUAUAGUUGCUGUUGUGGGUUGCGAUGGCAAUAUACAGCAAAGAAACAGCGAUAAUUUCGAGAUUGGGAGUGCUGGCAUGAGUAUUUCUAGCGAAGUCAACACAAUUGGAAAUAGAAAUAACAAUGAGGAUCCCCAUGUUCAAAACAUGACGAAUAAUGUCUUUGCCGAAUUCGUUUUAAAAAACAAUGAUUCCGAUAAUAUACUCAUGAGGAGUUGCACCUCAGAGUUGUCCAAAUGUAAUGACAACAAUGUCGCUAUAUACUGUGUGCCCAAUAAUAAUCAUAUUAGGGAAGAUUUAAGAAAGAAAACGAAUAGUCCUCAAUGGCAGACACCACAAGAUAUGAACAUUACUGGCAGUUAUAGCCAAGUUGGCUGUUUAUUGACCAAUUCGCCCAAUAUACGGGGUAUUGACAACGCUGGUGUAAUGCACGAUAUGCUUAAUGAUCCUAUUGAACAGGUGUUUGCAGGUUUAAAUAAUGACAAUAGAAAUUGUAUCGAUCACAAAUUAAUGCCCAAAUACGUUCUAAAAUUGCACACGAAACAGUCGCAUGCUCAAUAUCAGCAGCAACGGCAAAGGCAAUAUGCGAAUGCAGAUAUAACAGCCGACAAUUUGCGUAAUGCUGACUACGUGAGCGAUUGUGAGGAUAUACAGCGAUUGAUGUGCCCCAGUACCCUUAAAGGCGCGUUGACACUGCAGCAGGACAUGGUGCAGCAAGACGAUCUGCACCAAAAUAGAAGUGGAAAGCUCCUCGAUGACGAUAAUAAUACUUCAGGGAUUCCGUUUUGCGUGAGCAGCAUAAGUGUAAGCGAUUGUGUCGAAUAUUUAAACGACGAACUGGAAGAUCUGAAGGUUAUGUUAGUCUGCUAGCUGUACUUAGUGCUAGACUUUUGCAAGUACAGCUUCUAAGUUUGUGCAUAUUUAGAAGGUGCAGACUACUCCAUACAAACAAAUUGCAGUAAGAGCUUCAAGUGUGUGGAACAAUGUGACUUAUGCGCGGCCGGGAUUGCCUGCUUUACUAAGAUAUUCCAAUAUUUAACUAGCGCACACAUCCCUAGUUUCUUGUUGAAGUAUGUACAAUGUAAACAAUGAGCACGCGAACAAGUUUAACGUAUGGGCAAAAAAGGCAAUUCUUUCAGAACUGCAAAACACAAAUAAAAAUGAACUUUGUGUAAAAUAUUAUAUAAAUGUUCACGAUCAACUAUUAACCGAAUAAUUCGCGAAAAAGACAGUUUGGCCGUAAAAUGUAACUCGGGAAAUAUACGUAGGAAGCGGAAUAGGUCCAGCAAUUCGUCCGAGAUAGAUAGAGCGGUAACAAUUUGGUUCAACCCAAUGCGUGCGUCUGGCGUUGUCAUAUCUGGGAACAUGGUGAAAGAAAAGGCAACGCAAUUGUCUAUUAAAAUGAAUAAGAAUUUCAAUGCCACCACCGGAUGGUUAUGGCGCUGGCAAAAACGGAACGGAAUUUCAGUCAAACACCUUCACGGAGAAAGUGCAUCAGCAAAUGUUGAGGGUGCAAAUGAUUUUUAUAAAAUGCUUCCCGAUUUUAUAAAAAAUUACAGCAAUGAGAACAUAUUCAACGCCGACGAAAGUGGUUUAUUGUUCAAGGCACUGCCCAACUCAACUCUAAACAUGCAUAACGAUCGACCGAAAGGAUACAAAUCAAGCAAAGAACGGUUGACGGUUUGCUUCCUAUGCAAUGCAUCUGGGGACUACAAAACAGCUUUCGUUAUUGGUAAACCCAAAAAUCCACGAUGUUUUAAAAAUGUAACUUUACCAGUUCAUUACUUUUCGCAAAGUAAGGCUUGGGCGACGCAAGACAUAUGGACAUCGAUACUGACAUCUUUUGACAAUGAAAUGACACUGCAGAAAAGAAAGGUUAUUUUAUUCGUCGACAAUGCCGCGCCCCAUAAAUUAGUGCCUUUACAAAAUGUAGAUCACCAGUCCCUUCCAGCUAACACGACAUCAAUUUUACAACCGCUCGAUCAAGGCAUUAUCCACGCAUUGAAAGCUUAUUAUCGUCAAAUUAUUGUAAGAAAGCAGAUACUUUCUGUGAAGAGUGGAAGAAGCAUUGAAGAGUUUAAGAAAUCGAUUAACUUGUUGACAGCAAUUCAAAUGAUACAUCGUUCUUGGUGGUUGGUAAAGCCCGAGACCAUAUCUAACAUUUUUAAAAAGUGCAGAUUUUUCACCGAAAAUUCCGAGAUCGUGGAAGGCGACGACGAACUGGAUCAGGAAAACAUAAUAAUAUUUAGUGAGCUACAACAAGAAGAGUUCAGAAAUUUCGUUAGGAUUGAUAACAACCUUGCCUGCUACGGGGAAUCUACCGACGAGCAUAUAAUCGCAGAGGCCAUACAAGGAGAAAAUUCAAUAAUGGAAGACCCGUCCGAUGAUGAACCUCCUAAUAGUGUUGCAGAUAGCAUUCCAAGCCAUAAGGAAGUCAUUGAUUCCAUUAAUACUAUCCGUAGAGCACUUAUGCCUACAAAUAAAUUUAUGCUCGAGAUCGAUAAUAUUGAGCAGUAUUAUUUCGAACUCUCUAAAUUAAACAUUCAGUCGAAAAUUACAGACUUUUUUAAGUGCAUAUAUGCACGUAUGUAUGUAUGUAAGUAUGUAGAACCCAAUAAGUGAUACAAAAUUCAGUAAAACUGUUAAUGUAUUGAUCUCUGUACACUUGCAAUUAUUU
This is a messenger RNA of Anastrepha obliqua, 3477 nucleotides long. RefSeq lists its product as uncharacterized. The record is from RefSeq and is a predicted model, not a curated record. The coding region runs from base 192 to 1670 and encodes 492 amino acids. NCBI's taxonomy places the organism in Eukaryota, Metazoa, Arthropoda, Insecta, Diptera, Tephritidae. The transcript is spliced from 3 exons.